AUGCCGCAUUCUGAAACCCCCGCGAUGCCGACCGCUGUCUCCAAGACCCCUUCGUCCGUCCCUCCCACCGCUGAGGAGGUGACCUCGCUUCUCAACACUAUCUUUUCCGCUCAGACUUCCCAGCAGUCUCUCGAUGCCUCUUAUGCCUUGACGAACCUCCUCAUUCAAAGCGUCGGAUGCGGCGCGUUCUCGACGUACAACAUCUUGCCGGAAAUCAAGAAGGCCGCCACCGAUAAGAAAAAUGGCGCCAGACGUGAAAGUGCCAUGCUGAUCCUCGGCGCUCUGCUGGAGCGUUUCCCUCGCGAGCACCCUCUCAGCGAGGUCGUCUUCCUGCUCCAGGACGGCGGUGUCCUGAACCUCGCUCUCGAUGCGCUUGCCGAUAAGGGUGCCAUCGUGCGCGAGUCCGCCCAGUAUGCUAUCGACGCCUUGUUCUCGUGUCUCAAGCCCGAGGCCAUGGUCAACUCCCUCCUGCCUGCCCUCUCGGCUUAUCUCGGCAAGGGAACCGGAAAGUGGCAGGGCUUUGUAGGCGCUUACUCGCUCAUUGAGAAGAUGGCCAUCAAGGCUCAGAUCGGAACCGGAACCUACGACGAGGAGCUCGCGAAGGAUGUCCUGCGCGAGGCCAUGGGUAAGACUCUGAAGGACUUGAUCCCCUUGGUUGAGGGGGGUAUGCACGACCUGAAGAACGAGGUGGCCAAGCAGUCCAUCAAGGCUAUGAACGCCCUCACGACUCUGCUGUCCAACGACGACGUCGCCCCCCGUAUCCCCCUGCUUAUGAAGACCAUGGAGCAGCCUUCGGAGCAGACCCUGCAGGCGGCUAUCCACGCUCUGUCUCAGACCACCUUCGUGGCCGUCGUCACGUCUCCCGUGCUCGCUCUGCUGACCCCUCUGCUGGAGCGUUCGCUGAACGCCCCCACUACCCCCCAGGAAACCUUGCGCCGGACUGUGGUCGUCGUCGAGAACUUGACCAAGCUCGUGCACGACCCCGCCGAGGCGCGUACCUUCUUGCCCAAGUUGAAGCCUGGUGUGCAGGGUGUCAAGGACCGCGCUUCCCUGCCUGAGGUCCGUGAGCUCGCCACCCGUGCUUUGAGCGUCAUUGAAAACGCCAUGAGUGACAAUGACGUCGCUGCCGGUGCCAUCGUGAAGGUCACCCCCGAGGAGGUCCUUACCGUCUUGGACGCCCAGAUCCAGGCCAACGGCGGUCUCGCCGUUCCGGACCAGCGCACCCUUUUCGAACUUGGUAAGAACUACGUUGCCGAGAUGGUGCGCGAGGACGUCAACGUUCGCAUGCAUGAUCGCAUCCCCGCCUGCAUUGCCCCCUACCUGCGCGGACUGCUCGAGGAGGGCAAGGAGGACGCCGUUGCCACGGCGGUGCAGAUGCACUUCGUCGAGGAGGACCAUCGUAAGUUCGGCAAGCCCGAGCCCGAUGACCCGAACGAGGUCGAGAUCGUCAACGCCAACUUCUCCCUCGCUUACGGUGGUAUGCUUCUGCUCUCUCACACCAACCUUCGUCUCCUGAAGGGUCACCGUUACGGUCUGUGCGGUCGCAAUGGUGCUGGAAAGUCCACUCUGAUGCGUAGUAUCGCCAACGACAAGUUGGAGGGUUUCCCGCCCCAGGACGUCGUGCGUACUUGCUUCGUCGAGCACAACCAGGGCGAAGAUGCGGACCUUACCAUCGCCGAAUACGUGUCCAAGGACCCCGCCAUUGCCGCCACCGGCAAAGAGCACAUCAGCAACGUCCUUCUCGAGUUCGGUUUUACGGAUGGCCCCGAGGGUCGCCAAUCGCAGCCCGUUGGAUCCCUGUCCGGUGGUUGGAAGAUGAAGCUGGCGCUGGCCCGUGCCAUGUUGAUGAAGGCCGACGUGCUCCUGCUGGACGAACCUACUAACCAUCUCGAUGUCGCCAACGUCAAGUGGUUGCAGGAAUACCUGAAGAAGCACACCGACAUCACCAGUUUGAUCGUCAGUCACGACUCCGGCUUCCUCGACGAGGUGUGUACGGACAUCUAUCACUACGAAAGCAAGAAGCUGGUCUGCUACAAGGGUAACCUGGCCGACUUCGUCAAGGUCAAGCCCGAGGCCAAGAGUUACUACACCCUGUCCGCCUCGCAGAUCUCCUUCAAGUUUCCCCCUCCCGGUAUCCUGGCUGGUAUCAAGUCCAACACCCGUUCGAUUCUCCGCAUGACCAACUGCUCGUACACCUACCCCAACGCCAAGAAACCCUCCCUGACUGAGGCCUCGCUCUCCCUUACUCUGUCCUCUCGUGUCGCCAUCAUUGGAGGUAACGGUGCCGGUAAGUCGACCUUCAUCAAGAUGCUUACCGGUGAAACCAUCCCUCAGACCGGAAAGGUGGAGAAGCACCCCAACCUGCGUAUGGGAUACAUCAAGCAGCACGCCCUGGAGCACGUGGAAAUGCAUCUGGAGAAGACCCCCAGUCAGUACCUGCAGUGGCGUUACGCCAACGGUGACGACCGCGAGGUGUUCCUGAAGCAGACCCGUAUCCUGAGCGAGGAGGACAAGGCUCAGCUCGAGAAGCCCGUCGACCUUGGUGAUGGCCGUGGCCCCCGCCGUAUCGAGGCGCUGAUCGGUCGUCAGAAGUGGAAGAAGUCCUUCCAGUACGAAGUGAAGUGGGUUGGUCUCCUGCCCAAGCACAACACCAUGAUCUCCCGCGAGACUCUGAACGAGCUUGGUUUCUUCAAGAUGGUCCAGGAGUUCGACGACCACGAGGCUUCGCGCGAGGGUCUCGGAUUCCGUGUCCUGGAGCCCAAGGAGAUCUCCAAGCACUUCGAAGAUAUCGGCUUGGACCCCGAGAUCGCCAACCACAACCAGAUCUCCGGUCUUUCGGGUGGUCAGAAGGUCAAGGUCGUCCUUGCCGGUGCCAUGUGGAACAACCCCCACUUGCUGGUGCUGGACGAGCCUACUAACUUCUUGGACCGUGACUCGCUGGGUGGUCUGGCUGUUGCCAUCCGUGACUUCAAGGGCGGUGUGGUUAUGAUUUCUCACAACGAAGAGUUCGUCGGUGCCCUCUGCCCCGAACAGCUCCACAUUGCCGACGGCCGCAUUGUGUCUCGCACCAACAACGCCGUCUCUCUGGACCGAUUCGAGGACAGCGCCACAAACUCGCCUCAGGCCGGCAGCACUGCCGCCAACUCGACGACUACCAGCGCUGCCGCUUCCGCCGUAAACUCCGGUGCCGAGGACCAGGGCGAACUCAAGUUCAAGGCCAAGAAGAAGAAGAAGAUGACCCGUGCGCAGAUGAAGGACCGCGAAGUCCGUCGUCGUCUUCGUCAUAUCGAAUGGUUGAACUCUCCCAAGGGUACCCCCAAGCCUGUCGAUACUGACGACGAGGCGUAA
This is a messenger RNA of Aspergillus affinis, 3348 nucleotides long. RefSeq names its product putative mRNA-nucleus export ATPase (Elf1). The transcript has 2 exons. Gene Ontology annotation, molecular function: ATP binding; ATP hydrolysis activity. NCBI's taxonomy places the organism in Eukaryota, Fungi, Ascomycota, Eurotiomycetes, Eurotiales, Aspergillaceae. The coding region runs from base 1 to 3348 and encodes 1115 amino acids. The record is from RefSeq and is a predicted model, not a curated record.